GUCUGGGAUGAGAUGCGGCGGAGCGCAGGGCCCGUUAACCCGAGCUAACCAGUUUGCAGGAUGGAUGCGUGCAGCAGGAACCCGAACCGCACGGCGCCGGUUGGCGAGGACGGGCUGCCGGGCGCCGACGUGCCGCUCUGCUCUCGCACUAACGGCUGGAGUCUGCCUCCUCAUCCCUUCCAGCUGCUGGCGUGGCUGCUCUACGUCUACUUCGCUGUGACCAGCUUCGGCGUGUUCAUCCCCCUGCUGCCGGCUCACUGGAUCCCUGCAGGCUACAUCUGCACGGGCAUCCUGUUUGUGUGUCACUUGUGUGUGCACGUGAUAGCGGUGUCCAUCGACCCGGCCGACUACAACGUCAGAACCACGAGCCACAAAGGUCCGGUCCCGGUGUUCGACCGCUCCAAACACGCACACGUCAUCGAGAACUGCCACUGCUACCUCUGCCAGGUGGACGUGGGACCGAAGUCUAAACACUGCAGUGCCUGUAACAAGUGCGUCGCCAACUUCGACCAUCACUGUCGCUGGCUCAACAACUGUGUCGGGAGCAGGAACUACAAGUUGUUCCUCUACAGCGUUGUCUCCGCUCUGCUGGGCGUCUGUCUGGUUCUGGUCGUCGCCUCCUACGUCUUCAUCGAAUUCUUUCUGGACCCGACUCAGCUCCGCACGGACAAACACUUCCUGGUGAGGAACGAUACAGGUGUGUGGUUCGUCUUCCUGCCCGUGGCGCCGGUCCGAUCAGCAGCAGCCGUGAUCCCGUGUCUCGCCGCCGUCUCCGUGUCCCUCGGUCUGAUGUCCUCAGUUCUGCUGAGUCACCUCUUCUGCUUCCACGUCUACCUGAUGUGGAACAGACUCAGCACCUAUGAGUACAUUGUGCGGCAGCGUCAUCGUCACGACAACCGAGACUUGAGGAAACCAAGACUAGUGAAGGAGACGGAAACUCCUUCAGACGUCAGGGACCUGAACUACUCCGGGACACUGGGUUAUACCAACCCUCAGCUGGAGGUGGAGGAACCUACCACUGUGCCAGCGCGGGGGGAGCCAGAGUUCCUGGUUAACGGCAGAGUGAGGACUGUGUCCAGUCCUGUCAUGGAGGAAGAAGCUCCUCCCACCAUGUCUACACAACUAAAAGCAGCGGCACAUACACACUCACACCGACGCACACAGAAAAAGAAGAAGAAAGUCCGUAAAGUUCCAACGGAGGAACCGAGGGUGCAGUGCUCGAGCGUGGCUCCGCCCCCAGAUCCCAGUCUCUCCUCCGGGUCGCUCAGUCAGCGACUUCCUUUCCCCGUCUUUCCUCUGAGGGCCUCCCUGCCCCCCCUCGCCCUCAGCUCCGCCCCCGUGCAGGCCGCCGCCCCCCCGGCCGAGUACCACUCGGACUCUGCAGAGUCCCUGGAGGAGAUCCCGGUGGCGUUGGCCAAACUGGGCUCUUCGUCCUCUGCCGCUGCCGGAGACGCCUCCUCCUCUUCACACAGAACCUUCCCCGGGUUCCCCCUCCCCUCGCCGCAGCCCAGGACUAACAGGAAGUCCUCCUCCUCCCGCGCAAAUAAGAGCGCGGCCGAGCUGAGGUUUGAGAUGGCGUCCACGCAGCUGCCCACGGUGUUCGUCAGCCGGGCCAGCGGAGAGGCCGCUGAGCCCCGAGAGGACGGCUUCAACCUGAGCAGGAGGCAGAUGGGGCCGAGACCCGGGACCAGACCUGGAUCCAGACCCGGGUCCAGACCUGGAUCCAGACCCGGGUCCAGACCGGCGUCCCGGGCGUCACUGGGCUCGGGUGCAGCUUCCUGGAUGGAGCGAUAACCUGAGCCAACAAUCCUGUUUGUCUCUACAAUCAUGUGCACUGCAGCCACCCACAAGUCUUUAUGUGACUGACUUUUAUUUUGAAGGGUCUUUGUAUAUCUCACUAUUUAUUAUUUUGAUAUUUUUUUAUUCUGAAGCCAAAGGCCAGUUCCUGUCUGUGCACAAUCUUUAUACUGCUGCUUGUGUCUCGAGCUGUUG
Molecule: messenger RNA, 1992 nt
Organism: Limanda limanda (common dab)
Lineage: Eukaryota; Metazoa; Chordata; Actinopteri; Pleuronectiformes; Pleuronectidae
Gene: zdhhc1
Product: zinc finger DHHC-type containing 1
Exons: 11
Coding region: 61-1794 (577 amino acids)
Biological process (GO): peptidyl-L-cysteine S-palmitoylation; protein targeting to membrane
Cellular component (GO): endoplasmic reticulum; Golgi apparatus
Molecular function (GO): protein-cysteine S-palmitoyltransferase activity
Source: RefSeq, a predicted model, not a curated record